This is a messenger RNA of Helianthus annuus (common sunflower), 1810 nucleotides long. Its product is annotated as probable aspartyl aminopeptidase. The record is from RefSeq and is a predicted model, not a curated record. Lineage: Eukaryota; Viridiplantae; Streptophyta; Magnoliopsida; Asterales; Asteraceae. Gene Ontology annotation, molecular function: zinc ion binding; aminopeptidase activity. Gene Ontology annotation, biological process: proteolysis. The transcript has 10 exons. Bases 71 to 1666 code for a protein of 531 amino acids.
AAACUUUGUACACAAAGGAACUUAAUCUGAUAACGAAAUUGACUUGAAGAUCUCCUUGCAUCCUUCACCAAUGGCAGCCAUAGCUCGGCUGCACUUCCUCCAUCACUCAUCAUCAGUUCUUAAACCCUCCUCUAUCUCAUCCAAACUUCAACUAUCCAAUUCAUCGUCCUUCUUCUGCAACCCUAAUUUCUUACGGAACAACACUCGUAUACGCAAGCUCCAUCUCACUACUUCACUCUGCUCCAACUCCAAUCCCACUCCCGAGAAUUCUCCAGCCAAUGGACCGGGUGGAUCAAUAGUUGGUGAUCUUCUGGACUAUCUCAAUGAGUCCUGGACUCAGUUUCAUGCUACAGCGGAAGCAAAACGACAACUGGUUGCUGCUGGAUUCCAUCAUCUCAGUGAGAAUGAUGACUGGGAGCUUAAACCUGGUGGACGCUACUUCUUCACUCGGAACAUGUCCUGUUUAAUUGCCUUCGCCAUUGGAGAAAAGUACUCUGUUGGUAAUGGUUUCUAUGUAAUUGCCGCACACACCGACAGCCCGUGUCUGAAAUUGAAGCCGAAAUCUGCACUGUCGAAAUCCAACUAUCUUAUGGUAAAUGUGCAAACGUAUGGUGGUGGAUUAUGGCAUACUUGGUUUGAUAGAGAUUUAAGUGUAGCUGGAAGAGUUAUAUUGAGAGCCAGCGACGGCUCGUUUCAACAAAAGUUAGUCAAAGUCAAAAGACCUCUUUUACGAGUGCCUACACUUGCCAUUCAUCUUGACCGUACGGUUAACCAGGACGGUUUUAAGCCUAAUUUGGAGACUCACCUUAACCCAUUAUUAGCAACAAAACAUGACGAUGCAUCCCCAGAUGCAAAAGAUAAAAGUAAAUCCUAUCAUCAUCCUCUACUCAUGCAGAUCUUAUCAGAGGAGUUGGGGUGUGAAGUUGAUGACAUAGCGAACAUUGAACUAAACAUAUGCGAUACACAGCCUAGCUGUCUUGGAGGUGCAAACAACGAGUUUAUAUUUUCUGGACGAUUAGACAAUCUUGCUUCGAGUUUUUGUGCACUCAGAGCUCUUGUUGACUCAUGCGGGCCCAAAGAUUUAUCAGCCGAGCAUGCAAUUAGAAUGGUAGCACUUUUUGAUAAUGAAGAGGUUGGUUCUGAUUCAAUGCAAGGUGCUGGUGCACCAACAAUGUUUCAAGCCAUGAAGCGGAUAAUCGACUCCUUGGCUAAUCAGUACAUUAGGGAGAGCAUCGUUGAACGUGCAAUUCGUCAAUCGUUUCUUGUUUCUGCUGACAUGGCACAUGGAGUUCACCCUAAUUUUAUGGACAAGCACGAAGAACACCAUCGACCAGAAUUGCACAAGGGUCUCGUGAUAAAGCAUAAUGCCAAUCAACGCUAUGCCACCAGUGGAACGACUGCUUUCCUUUUUAAAGAAGUCGGUAAAAUUCAUAAUCUUCCAACUCAGGACUUUGUGGUAAGAAACGAUAUGGGAUGUGGGUCCACUAUAGGUCCUAUACUUGCUUCUGGAAUUGGUAUCCGUACGGUUGAUUGUGGCAUUCCUCAGCUUUCCAUGCACAGUGUAAGAGAGAUAUGUGGAAAGGAAGACAUAGAUAUCGCCUACAAUCAUUUCAAGGCAUUUUACCAAACAUUCUCAAGUGUUGACCGAAAACUGAAUGUUGACUAGUUACUUCCCACCAAGAUUUUAGGAACAAAACACAUGUAUGACAAACCGAUAGCUCUACUUUUCUACAUUCUUUUUAUUUGUCAAGAAAACUGUAUUUUUUUUAAGAUCUGGAGAAUAAAUGUCAAGAAAAGUGUUGACCGAAAA